This is a messenger RNA of Hylaeus volcanicus, 5311 nucleotides long. RefSeq names its product palmitoyltransferase Hip14 (gene Hip14). Gene Ontology annotation, biological process: protein palmitoylation. The record is from RefSeq and is a predicted model, not a curated record. Gene Ontology annotation, molecular function: protein binding; palmitoyltransferase activity. The transcript has 10 exons. Lineage: Eukaryota; Metazoa; Arthropoda; Insecta; Hymenoptera; Colletidae. Bases 343 to 2172 code for a protein of 609 amino acids. Gene Ontology annotation, cellular component: Golgi membrane.
AACCGUGCUACAAAUAAAAGAGGAACGUGUUAUCCUGGAUCGUCGAGAAAAGAACAGUCUCAAGAGGGGUGUUUUUCUAUAGCCAGGGAAAAGGUCGACCGUUGUCCGGAUUCUAUACAAUGUACCGGCGCCCCACCCCCGUCGACUGUUUAUCCUUUAAAUCUAACCCCUUACGACGUAUUGGAGGGUAGCACGCGUACUAUGUACGAGUAUUAUCAUCGCUGUCAUUGCUUGCCAGUAAUAUUCCACUUAUACUAAGCAGUUUAAACCAUUUGUUACUGCACACAUUACCUUUCAUGGUAUCUAUGACUUAGUACAUAAGUUGAUAUCAACAAAUUCAACAUGUAUGCGUUAAAAAUGCAAACUGCCUGCCAAAGUGAAGCCAGCGUGGAGCCUGAUGAUCCAAGUACUCAUCAUCAGGAACCUGCUAGACCUCCAGUGCAGGAUUGUAGUUCAUUUGACAUUGUUAGAGCAACACAGUUUGGGGCAUUGGAUCGUGUCACAGAAUUAGUGGAAGCUGGUGCUGAUGUAAAUCAACCAGAUUCAGAAACUGUAACACUAUUACAUUGGGCUGCAAUAAACAAUAGAAAGGAUAUUGUGAAAUAUCUUAUAGCAAAGGGAGCUGUUGUAGAUGCAAUUGGUGGAGAACUUGCUUCUACACCAUUACAUUGGGCUACAAGACAAGGCCACUUGGCUACAGUUGUGUUAUUGAUGAGAGCGGGUGCAGAUCCAACUCUCAGAGAUUCAGAGGGAUUCUCUUGUAUUCAUUUAGCAGCACAAUUUGGUCAUACCUCUAUUGUUGCUUACUUAGUCGCGAAAGGAGUAAAUCCAAAUAUGCCAGACAGAACUGCCAUGACACCUCUCAUGUGGAGUGCCUAUAAAGUUAAUAGUUUAGAUCCAACACGCUUGUUGCUGACCUUGGGAGCGUCCCAUUCGCUCGCGGAUAAUUUACACGGCAACACAGCUUUGCAUUGGGCUAUUAUUGCUGAAAACAGUACAGCAAUAUUCACGUUAGUUAACCACGGCGCAUCGCUAGAUGUGCCGAAUAUGCGAGACGAGACAGCGAUGACCUUGUUAGGUCGUCACAUUGGAGCCGCCUGGUUGGGACACAAAAUCAAUCAGGAAAUCAAAGAAAAACAGGGCAGAUCAAGAACGUGGUGUAGAGAUAAAAGAAUGCGUUGGUACUGUAUGGUCAGUACGCCAUUUAUAGUUUUUUAUGCAAUCGGAAUGAUUUUCCAUAGCGGAUUGGAAUAUCUAGAAAAAAUUGGUGCCUUUAUUAUACUUUAUAUGGCAUUGUAUUUAACAAAUCAUUUCGUGUUUGACGAACGAUUGUGUCAUAUUUUACCGAUGUCAAUUUAUCUGGCUACGAAGAUGUGGAUAUAUGUUACAUGGAUAUUCUGGUUAGGCUUACACGCUGCAUGGUAUUUGUGGUUAUUACUGGUAGGAGGAUCGGUACCAUUGUGGAUAUGUUUCUUACAAUCCUGGAGGGGCGAUCCAGGUGUAAUUACAGCUACGCACGAGGACAAGUUGAAUACGAUUAUAGAAUUAGCAGAAUCCGGAGGCUUCGAGCCGCAAUCAUUUUGCAGCAGUUGCUUGGUCAGAAGACCUUUGAGGUCCAAACACUGUUCUACGUGCGACCGCUGCGUAGCGCGAUUCGAUCAUCACUGUCCUUGGGUCAAUAAUUGCAUCGGUGCGCAUAACCACAAGUACUUUCUGGUAUUUUUAGUGUCGUUGUUAGGGCUCUGUAUUGUUAUUUUAUCCGCUAGUGUACAGUAUUGGCAGUUUGAAUGUUGGACAAACUUAACAAAUGGGCACACCGCUGACAAUUAUCUGGUCGCUGCAGCUACUUGCGACGCUUGGGUAAUGUGGAUCACGGCGAACACAUCUCUGCAUUUCUUUUGGGUUGGUAUGCUACUCGCAUGUCAGUGUUAUCAGAUCAUGGUUCUCGGCAUGACAACAAAUGAACGCAUGAAUGCUGGACGCUACGCACAUUUCAAGCAAGGGAACCCCUUCCAUCGCGGUGCCCUUCAGAAUAUAGCCGAUUUUUGCAAUGUGAGCUUCUGUGGAGUGAAGGCAAAACCCAGCUCAGACUGGUUACACAGUUUCGACCAUAAACAAAGCAUCGAGAAGUUGCCCUUACUCGCUACAAAAGACAACUUCCAAUAUAUAUAGGAUUUUUCUUAAUGGUCGAAGAACUAGCAUGAAAGACGCGUAAUCAGCCGUCAGAAGCUAACAGUGGUGUCAUAUCAUUUAUGCCUGAAGCACUUCCGGACUACCAAAGAGUUACUAAUGAGAUUUGGAAGUGACUUUUCUGGAAGAGUAGUGAUUUUGCAUAUACAGAUUUAAAUUGCAGGUAAUAUUGUAAGUAAUUUCCUACAGUCAGUGAUUAACGAAUUUUAAAAUUCAUCUAUUAUAAAGACUGUUCUACGACGUAAGUAUGCAUAUCCCCCACCAUUUUGCGUAUUGUAUCUUUCAAGCAUCGAACGGUAGAACAAGUUGCACAAGUACUUGGAUUUCAUUUUUACGAAACAUUUUAAAGUAUCCCUUUUCUUUUUACCUGUGCAUUCAAAGAUACAAACUUACUCGAUACAAACUAAACGUUAACACAAUCAAUGAAAUAUAGUUUCCAUUAUAUUACAUUGUAAAUACAUAAAUUUUUAUGUAAUCAUAACGUAAUCAUUAAAUAUGAAUACGUUACAGCUUGAUGGCAAGUCUUUUCUUCUUUUUCUUUUUUUUUUUUUUAAAGUUUUUGAACACUUUAUUCUAAACUAAAAUCCGACAGGUUCGACUUAUAAAUAAUUUACACGCGAAAAGUACAAUUUUAAUCGUAUCGAGAAAUAAUAAUAACUUUGUAAGAAAGAGCCAUGACAGUCAGUUCUGCGAGAUCGUUGUAUAAUGUAUUUUUAUCGGUAUUAUUUAUUACAAUUAUUUGUACUUUGUAACUUUUAAGAGCUAUAGAAAAUACACAACAGAAACAUAUGAACAGCAAUAUUGUAACAGUUUUUGCUAACGCGUUACAAGAUUAUCAUAUUUAAUAAAAUAUAAAAAAAAACACAGGAACACGAAAUGUAAACGAAACGUCGAGAAAAUUGUCAAUAAAAAGUAUUGACGUAUAUAUGUCUAAGGACACGUGAUCAUUGAUGGAAGAAUAAAAAUCAAACGCUGCAUUAUACGGUUAUGAUGAAAAAUUAUAUUGCAUAAUACUGUUGGCUAUGUAAUACGUUUUUUCGUACUUACGAGUAAGUUUACCUGACUUAAGUGCCAUGCUUGUACACCUCGAAAGACAUUCACGUGACACGUACAACUUAACACUCUACCCUUAUAAGAUUUGAUUAACGUUAAUUGUUAUAUCUAAUUCAUUAUUACAUUGCGUAAACAAAAAACAUUUUAAUAAUAGCAAUAUAAAAUAUUUACAGCAUAUAGUGUAUAUAAAUUGUUUACAAUGUCUGUUUCAAUGGAUGUCGCACUUUAAUAAUAUCGUAAAAUUUUCGAGGAACUAUCGUAUUAAUUGCAUGUAGCGUUAAAGAAAAGACAGGAAGUUAAAAAAAAGAGAUUCAGAAAAUUUUUCGAAUCUUUUGUACCAUAAAUUACAAAAGUAACGAUAGAUGUAUAGCGAGUAAUUAAAGUGAGUCAAACAUUGUUUUACAUUCCAAAAAUGUACUUCGAUCUAUAAUUGUUAGUUUUUCUUCUUUCAUCUUUAAUGUUAACACGUUGUUAAGCAUGUACGCUCCUUGAAGGCUCUUGUUAAUGCUGCUGCGAGCUGCUGCGCGUCAAUUUCACUUCUUAGCGAAGUGAUUAAAUCAAAGCGAUUUUCCUUCAAAAUUGAGUUUAUAAUUGAAAGUCAAAAAUUUAAUUUGAGCUGAAAGUCUAUUAAAAGACACUUCCGUCUACGAUUACGCUGUUAAUUAUUAGCACUGAAGACUUGAGCGGAAGGAGCGCAUAUAUUUUUAACAUCGUAUUUCAAAUAGGUGCCUAAAUGUCUGAUUAUUAUCUUAUAAGAAUUUACAAGAAGCAUUAUUACGAAUCGAUCAAGAGUACGAGUGUAUUUUAUGUUUAAGGUCUUAUUGCAAAUAAGUUUCAAAACUCAAUUACGUCUUCAGUAGUGUCUACAAAACGGUACAUCGUGUAAUUAUUCACUUGAUCGGAAUUGAGAAUUAUCUUUUUCGGUAACAACCGAAUAUAACAAUUAUAUUUCACAUUUUAUCGAUGGUACUACAUAAUUUCGCCAUUCUCAGGCUGUUUUUAACUUGUGAGACAAGUUAGAUCUUCUGCGAGUUCUGUCCGUCACUGAAUAAACACGAGUUUUCAAUUUUAAACGCCUGUACAGAAUGUCAAAGUGGUGUUUGUACAAAACGUACACGUAGGUUUAAUAAUGGAGUCAGAUGGAUAUUAAAAAACGAAUACUCCAACGUCAGAAUUACCUACAAGAAACGUGUAUAAAUAUUAUAAAUACGAAAUAUAAGUUAAGUAUAAUUACACUGUACUAGACUACUCGUUGAACAAAUGCGUUUGUUAAAUAUUUUGUCUUCUUUCGAAAGAGUGGUGUACUGUUUAGUAUUUAUACUUGAAUUUUGUUCUAGUCCGAUGGAUAUUAAGGUAACUUGAUAUUUAGAUUUUUUUAAGUCAUACGAGCGAUGGAAUGCACCCCCCACUAUUUAUAAUAAGUAGCUUUCUCAUUUUGUAGACGUGACAAAGAAAAAGGAUUUCGUAACGAUCGAAAAUGAACCAUUAACGAAUAAAGAAAAAGAAAUUCGAGUUGUAUUUAUAAUAUUUUGAGAAACAUAUACGCAACAAGUGGAUAAAUACAGAACAGAGGAAACUUUUAUAUAAUUGAUAUUUUUCAAUAUUUCAUUUGUAUACCGCAAACGAUUUGCUUUAAAGAGUAUAAGAAAACCAAGAAUUGAUUACCCACUAAGGUCGCGAAGAUAUAAGGAAACAAAGGAUUUAGCAAGAAUCAAGCACUCGGAUAUUUAGAUGAUAGUUGAAGUUUCUGAAAAGAAAGUAAUUAUAGUUGUAAAACAUUUUUGUGACUUGUUACAAAUUUGAGAAUUAUAAAGCUUUUCCGAAGCGUUAUGUCGCGUUAGAUCAAUUUACAGCUAUUGUAUUGAAUCAUAUUAGGGUAAUUAUACCAUUCUACUUCCAAUUGAAUCAAUGUAAAUAAUAAUCUCUUUUACUUCUAACAACGUUCUAAGGAUUAAAAAUGUCCCGAAGAACGAAAUGUCGAAGGCAUACGAAAUUUUGGUAAAUAAUUAAAAAAUUAAGUAAAAAUGACUAUGUGUUAUAAAAUAAACAGAAAAAUAAAAAUCGUUUA